This is a messenger RNA of Mucor velutinosus, 1872 nucleotides long. RefSeq lists its product as uncharacterized. NCBI's taxonomy places the organism in Eukaryota, Fungi, Mucoromycota, Mucoromycetes, Mucorales, Mucoraceae. The record is from RefSeq and is a predicted model, not a curated record. The transcript has a single exon. The coding region runs from base 1 to 1872 and encodes 623 amino acids. Gene Ontology annotation, molecular function: protein binding.
AUGGUAUUUCGUUCCUGUUUAUGCUCUAGAAAAUAUCAACCUCUUUUUACUCUGCACAAACUAAAGCCAUCCUCCUAUGGUCCAUCCAAAUACCCUGGCAUUUUAGCAACACACCCUCGCCCAGUAGCACCAUCCAUCACUCGACACUUUACCACCACACCACAUCAAUUACACAACAAACAAGACGCUCCCUUCUCCGAGACACAUUCAGAGCUAUUCUCGGUGCUCACUAAGAAAUACACAACCAGACAGGCAAAAUCCUAUUAUAGACGCUUGUCAAAGCAAUCGCCCGAGCAACUGGCCGAUCUUUUGGGCUCAAUAGCAAAGGCCAGAGGAUAUGACAGAGAUCUAGUGCGAGUGACAGUAGACGCUGCAGCUUACUGGCCAGUACCCACUAUUCAUCGUGUGCUAGAGAUUUGGAACAAUCACUACUUGUAUCUGCAAUUGGAGAUUCUGAAAUCCAUCUUGCUGAAAAAAUAUGUCAUUAACCGAGAUAUAGUGCCCAUCAUCAACGCUCUGCCUGAAAAGGGCGCUUCAGCCAAUGUCAUGCCAUUCUACAAUGCUGCAUUGAACACCUGUCAAGACCUCGAGGAAUACCAACACAUGCGACUGAUAUUCAGCAUGAUGAAGGAACGCAAUUUGAGACCGGAUACAGCAUCGUAUAACAUUUUGCUAAGGAUGCGACUGAACCAGGAAGGAGCAGACGUGCCUGGAUUAAGGAUGUAUCAAGAUAUGGUAGACGAGGGUGCUCAGCCUAAUCACGCUACGCUCAACACGUUCAUCAAGCAUGCGAUACAGCGCAAGGAAUGGAACACAUUGGAGCAAUGGCUGGAUCUAAUGAAGAAGCAAGGGAUCACACCUACCCCUGUUACCCUACGCAUCUUGUUCAGAGCGUUGUGUGUCAAUCCCAAUCAACCCGAAUUGACUCGAGCAUUUGAUCGAGUGUCGGCUAUUGUGCCUUUAUCCACCAAGCAGGAAGAGUUUUUAAAUGCGGGCACAUCAGCAUUACUGGAUCAACACAAGACGAUUGCCGCUGCCGAUCUGCUAAAAACAACACUUGGACUGAAAACCAAACUCUCGACCUACGCUUAUAAUCUACUGCUGCGAUCUCUUUGUCAGCAAGGCCGAAUUGAAAGCGCACAGCAUGUAUUGACGUCCAUGAUUACUACUGACAGCAUACCCGAACCCGAUAUCGUCAGUUUUACCACCGUGAUCCAUGGCCUCAUACGCCACUCUGAUAAGAUUGACUUGAAACAAAUCAGCGCUCUCUACGACAAGCUAGAGCAACAAGAGCUGCGCUCCAACAAUGUACUGCAGUCUGUCAUUUUAUAUGGCUUCGUGCGAUCCAAAGAUAACAAAAACCUCCAAAAGACACGUUCCCUGUUUGAUUCCAUCAUCAGCAACAAGAACCGAGCCCAAAUACCAGUGCAGCAUGGCGAUAGUCCUCUUUCUGAGAUGAACACGUACAACAUGAUGAUGGACUUUUACUUUUUACACUAUCACAAAUCAAAGACGUACAAGAACCAGAUACCAAAGCAAGUUUUUCAACUGUUGAACGAAGCUGUAGAAAUCAAGAAACUGAGGCCCACGCUGGUGACAAUGAACAUCAUGGUGCGUGGAUUGGCUGUCUUGAACAAGGAUCUCGUGGCGGCUGAAAAGGUGGUCGAGUUGCUUAAAAGUAAAGGCGUAGUGAUGGAUGAAAAAACGGUGUGGUAUCUGGCCAGAUCAGCGUACCGUCAAGGACAGAUAUCCAAGGCACGGCAAUUGAUCGAUGAUUUUACAUUGCCCAUCACACAGCCUGGCUUGAAAGAACUCAAGUUGACAUUGAACAAAUGGGAUCAACAGCCAUCACCAUCACCAACACCAAAGUAG